This is a messenger RNA of Chara braunii, 4188 nucleotides long. The record is from the annotation of a GenBank genome assembly. Lineage: Eukaryota; Viridiplantae; Streptophyta; Charophyceae; Charales; Characeae.
UCGGGAGGAGACUGGUGUGCAGGUCAUCAUCCGGUUGGCGGACUCCUGUGGACCGCGACCGUUGCGUGCGAAUCGAGCCACCCGCCUCGCACCUUAGCAUUACUAUUCGGGGCUGGCAGGGCUGGAGUACCAGUCUCAAAACUCUGCAUGGCUUCCCUUCGUCCGCUGUCAAGCGUGCGUUUGUCAACCGAUCAACAAUGCAGCCCGAGAGUCUGAUAUGAACUCUUAUUACGAUUACGAACGUGAUGUGAAAUCGUCGGGCUUGUUUGUGUCCCUGGGAAUGACGUCGUAAGACUACACAGCAACUGACAGAUGGAAGUGGCGGGGAGAAACCAAAUUUCGCGCGCGAACAGAGGGAGAAGAUAAUCGAGUCGAGAACAAUCGUUCACUGUUGUGUCUUCUUUUUGGUGUUUUUCGCGCCUCGCCGUGCCGCGCUUUGUGAACUAACUGUAUGGGGAAGUGAAGGGCGGGAGGGACUGUUUGUCCUCCAUGGAUACGAAGUAGGAUGAGGGAGUGGGCGAGUGGUCUUUGGCCACCCGCGGAAGAGAGAGAGAGAGAGAGAGAGAGAGAGAGAGAGAGAGAGAGAGAGAGAGAGAGAGAGAGAGAGAGAGAGAGAGAGGGUCCGUUUGCGGCGACGGUGUAUUCUACUUGGCGGGCAUCGUCGUCCGAGCGACGGAUCCUCUCCUCUCCCUUCCUGCUCUCGACGCCUUAUUCGUUUCCGUUCUGCUCUGUCUUGGGCUCUCCUUAGCCUUCUCUGAACCCAUUGUCUUUGGCCAAGGUUCCACCUACAUGUAUUCUCCAUCCCUGACCGUCGAUCUCAGAAAUGGAUGGUUAGAUAUGAACAACUUAGGCCAGUGGGGGACGUAGACCUUUCUCUCCUUCUCAGUCAUCCGUCCGUCCGUCUUUCCCUACACUACUUACCUCUUCCCCCUACCUCCCCCCUCCGCGCCUUCCCCUCCUUUCUCUCGUUCCACCCUUCUUCAUCCUUGUCUUCUCUUCUCGACUCCUGUACUCCUUAGUCCUUCUCUCUCCCCCCUCCCCCAAAGUUAUCCUCCUCUCUGUCUUUCUCCCCUACUUCCCGCCUUCCCUCUCUCUCUCUCUCUCCCUCUCUCUCCUCUCACCUGCUUGCCUCUUCUUUAUCUCAUCAUUGACUUCCCGCUUCUCGUUCUUGCUUUUGCAAAAUGAGCAAUCUUUCCAAUUUGCUCUAUCUGCUGGAGCCGGCGUCUUUGGCGCUGAUGUCGACGGCCAUGUUUGUCGUAUUAGCCUCGGCGCAAAGGGCGUUGACUUUCGAAAAGGAGUCGGAGCGGCACAGAGAGAAGUCGGAGAGCCACAUCACUCUGGACAGCUCCCAAGCACUGAUGAUUCCUAUAGCAAGCUCCUGCAGCCUGCUUGUGAUGUUUUAUUUGUUUACCUCUGUCUCUCAACUAGUGAUGGCGUUCACAGCAGUCGCGUCGGCUUCGUCGUUGGCCUUCUGCUUAGCGCCGUAUGUCACACAGUUUGUCACACAAGUGGGAGCGACGGACUCCACCGUCGCUCGUUGCCCCUGCGGCGGAGGGGUCACUAAGUCUCAGGUCUUGCUCAUCGGUCUCUCUAGUUUUGUCGUUCUCUGCUGGUUAGUCUCUGGCCAUUGGGUUUUGAAUAAUUUGCUAGGAAUAGCAAUCUGUAUAGCAUUUGUUAGUCAUGUCCGAUUACCUAACAUCAAGAUCUGCGCUCUUUUGCUCGCCUGCCUCUUCGUAUACGAUGUGUUCUGGGUCUUCUUCUCCGAGUCCUUCUUCGGCGCCAAUGUUAUGGUGUCCGUCGCCACACAGCAGGCGUCUAAUCCCGUGCACACGGUCGCACACACCCUUAACCUCCCCUUACCCAAUACCAUUACCAAGAAGUUGGAUCUGCCGGUGAAACUAGUCUUCCCCAGAGCGUUCUUAGGAGGAUCGGUGCUGGGCAGUCCGGGCGCUGAGUUCAUGAUGCUAGGCCUCGGGGACAUGGCAAUUCCAGGCAUGCUGCUAGCGCUGGUUCUUUGUUUUGAUUAUCGAAAAAUUAGGGAGUAUUCCGAAAUGGAUUUGCCCUCCCGGCGAUAUACGUACAUCUGGUAUGCUGCUAUUGGCUAUGGCGUUGGACUGGUCCUUGCUCUUGCAGCAGGCGUGCUCACCCGAUCGCCCCAACCAGCUCUUCUCUACCUGGUGCCGUCUACACUUGGGCCUGUGGCUUUUGGUGCAUGGAUGAGGAGAGAGUUAGAUGAGCUUUGGAACGGUUCCAAGCCGUAUGCAAUCAUUAUGGGAGCCUGAGUUUUAACAGGCUACUUCAUAUGUCUUGCAAGGCACGGGUCUCUUUUUGUUGUGCCUUUUGUCGCCUGCCAAGCAUGCGCGCAUGCUUUGGUCCGACUUCGGGGAGCUGUUCCGUUCUGCUAGAAGUGCAUGCUGGGCAGGCCCACCACCGGCUUCUUGCCUGCUUCCCUGCCUCCCUGCCUCUUGCCUAUCGAAUGCGCGUCCAACGGAAACAACUCCAGCACAGCAAGUAUUGAAAGCAGCAUUGGACAGAACCGACCACGCCCUCUCGCUUUACCUUUGUGUGACUCCCAAAGGGUGUACGCUCACGAGGAGGCUAUCGGGAACGCACUGGACCAUACUUUCAUGGCGUUUCAUGCUCAUUCAUAUUGAUUUGGUGGAUUUGGUCUGAGUGUGCUUCCGGACACUGUCGUAAAUUUCACUGUGGCUUGGGAGGAAGGAACACUCCUUGUGGAGUUGUAGUCUUGCAGAGGAUGGUGAGCGCUGCACAAUGAUGUGAGUGGCAGCAUGCACACUGCCCGAGGGCAGAUGGCAGCUGUAAUGCGUUAUCGGUUGAAUACUCGAGCUUGGCUGUUGAUGAGCGAUGAGCGACUGCUUGUGCUGUUGCAUCAACGAGCUUCUCACACCGGAUGCGCAUUGUCAGAGAAUUGUCCUGUCAAUUCAUUUCAGAAAUAUCUGGACUACUGUGUAACCAGGCGGAAUUCCGGGGACGGUACACCGCUCUUCUGACGAAAAGGCGAGUUGUUGACAUCACGUUAACUUCCAAGCGUGUUGACGACUUCAGCCACUUCUAGAGUCUGUGCAUGGAAUUAGCUUGCGUUCGCAAGACGAAUGCACAAGCAUCUGGGUUGAUGAUGACAUUAUUGCUAUUGCUUAUUUGUGAACCGGGGGCUCAAGAAUGUGAGGUGCGAAUAUGACUGCGUCUCUUUUGCUGCUGUUGCCCUAUCAAACAGUGCUUUGCAAGACCGCCAAGGGAAGGAAGGGGAAUCGGUGCUUUCUUCUUAAGCGUGUUCUGGAUGGCGCUGGUGAAGGUGCUUCUCAGGGUGGUUUGCAGUCAAGCGCUGCAAAGGCUGCGGAAUUGGUCCUCGACCGAAGACAAUGGAGACGAGGGUGGUUGCUGCAGCGCCUUUGGAACUGGUUUCUUUGGAAGAGUGUCGUGAAUGGCGGUAAAGAGCUGGCAGGGUUGUUUGCACCCGAGUUCAUUCAGCAGGGGCUGCAAUUGCUCCGGUCCUCCUCGACAGAAGAAGGCGGUCCUCCUCGACAGAAGAAGGAAGGUAAUACAGAGAAAGUACACAGGCCUCUAUUUGCGAACAGAGGAUGGGGAUGGGAACAUGCUCAUAGGUAAUGGAAAAAGGCUUGUGGCAGGUCAAAACAGCUUAUGCGCGUGUCGAUCCAGCUAGAACAGAAACUCAUCGACUGCACUUUAUGGCGCGUCAAGAUGAGAAUUCUAUUCAUUGCCAAGCACGGUGCUUGGGAGGAAGCAGGAGCCAAGAAAGGUGUUGAUCUGUGGAUUCUGUGAGGAGCGUUUGUCACUUGCCCGGGUCCUGAAAAAGUGGCACCUACUACAGCAUCGCCGGACGCACGUGUGUGUCAUAGGUGUACCGGAGUGGAGUAAGCGGAAUGGGAACACCUCAGGUGUUGAUCAGUGGUAUUAUGAUUCGUUCGUGGAAAUAGAUGUGUGUUUGGGCACAUAGUUCGAACCUCCUGUGGGAGGCUGUUUAUAGCUAACAGCGUUAACGAUACUUCUGCUGGUCUAUUUUUUGGUAGACCUUGCUUUGCAUCUACUGGUGAAGGGGGGGAGGGGGAGGGGGGGGGGAGGAGAGGGAGGGAGCCAGUAUAUGGUGGUAGAACUUGAAAGCAGCAUUCGUCUAAUAGGUUGCCUGCAGAAUCAAGGAAGCUGCUGAGC